CUUCAGUAGCGCGCGCACACACACACACACACACACACACACACACACACACACACACACACACACACACACAGACACACACACACACGCAGCUACUGCUGCUUCUGCACUGUACUGAAACGUUUAACGGGAGGACCGCUUAUAGGCGCGCGAGACAGCUCGAAAUGCGCUCUGGAGAGCAAUGUUUAAGACUCGCGGCACUGCUCGUGCUGCCGCCAUGUUUGUUGUUGUUUAACGUGGACGAGAAGGACAGCAUGUCGUUCAGUGGGCCGAUCGAAGACAUGUUCGGUUACACUGUGCAGCAGUUCCAGAACAGCGAGGGGAAAUGGGUUUUGAUUGGUUCUCCUCUGAAGGGACAGCCAGCCCAGCGAACCGGAGACGUCUACAAAUGCCCCGUGGGUCACGGCAGUUCUUCCAGCUGUAUAAAAUUAGACCUGCCUGAUAACACGACAAUCCCAAACAUACACGAAGUCAAAGCGAACAUGACCAUGGGGACGACUCUGGUGGCCAAUCCGGACGGGAACGGAUUUCUGGCUUGCGGACCUCAGUACGGAUACAUGUGCGGAAAUCAACAGUACAUCACCGGUAUCUGCUCCAACGUCAGCUCCUCCUUCCAGGUGCUUAACUCCAUCGCCCCGACCGUCCAAGAUUGUAAGCAGGACAUGGACAUCGUCAUCGUGCUCGAUGGAUCCAACAGUAUUUUCCCGUGGAGGCACAUCACAGAUUUUCUUGUCAAGUUUCUCAAAAAAAUUGAAAUCCCUCCAGCCAGGGUGGGCAUCGUGUCGUACGGAGACGACGUGGGCCACGUUUUUAACCUCAGCCAGUUCUCUACCACAGAGGACCUGGUGAAAAGCGCAUCUAAGAUCAAACAGAGGCAGGGUUUAAGAACCAUGACGGCGCUGGGAAUCGACACGGCGAGAAAAGAGGCGUUCACCGUUGAGCGAGGAGCCAGACCGGGGGUCAAGAAAGUCAUGGUGAUCGUGACGGAUGGAGAGUCUCAUGACGACCACAUACUGAAAAAAGUCGUCGAUGACUGUGAGAAGGACGGGAUCGAGAGGUUCUCCAUCGCUGUACUUGGUGAUUAUAACCGUCAAAAUAAAAGCAAAGAACAAGUGAAUAAAUUCAUCGACCAAAUCAAGUCCAUCGCAAGCAACAAAACAGAAGAUCAUUUCUUCGACGUAGAAGACGAGGGAGCUCUGGUGACCAUCGUCGAUGCUCUCGGGAGCAAAAUCUUUGCCUUAGAAGCUACCUCUGGGAACCACACGUCAUCUUUUGAGAUGGAGAUGUCCCAGUCAGGCUUCAGCGCUCACACGUCAAGAGCAGGUGUGAUGCUUGGCGCAGUGGGAGCGUACGAUUGGAACGGCACCGUCGUCAUGCAGUCAGGCAAGCGCUUUGUCGUGCCCAAGUACAACACCUUUCAUAACCCUCAAGUGGAGCGCUACCAAGGCAUGGCCGGAUACGUGGGUUAUGACGUGCAGUCAGCGCACACGCCCUCUGGAGUUCUUUACAUCGCCGGGGCUCCCAGAUACAACCACACGGGCCGAGUGAUCGUGUACCGCUUCAACGGAACUGACGUGACGGUCACGCAGAACCUGGAAGGAGAACAGAUCGGCUCGUACUUCGGCAGCGUCCUACAAACUCUGGACGUGGACAGAGACUCGUACACAGACCUUCUGCUGGUGGGAGCUCCCAUGUUCAUGGGACCUGAGAGAGACGAGCAAGGACAAGUCUAUGUCUACAGGCUCAACGAGGAGGGCUUGUUCGAACACGAGAUGACCUUACGGCCGGUAAACCAGACGUGCUGCACACCGCACUCACACACUUCCUGUACGAGUGUGAAUAAGAACGAGCCAUGCGGCGCUCGGUUUGGUACGGCCAUCGCCGCUGUUCCUGACCUCAACCUGGACGGCUUUAACGACAUUGUGAUUGGGUCGCCGCUGGAGAACGAUCACCGGGGGGCGGUGUACAUCUACCAUGGCACAGGGCGCACGAUUCGAGAAAAAUAUGUUCAGCGCAUAGCUGCUGGAGGUGAUGGUGAGAAGAUGAAGUUCUUCGGUCAGUCCAUUCACGGAAUCAUGGACUUGAACAAUGAUGGAAUUAUAGACGUCACUAUCGGAGGUAUCGGAGGAGCUGCACUGUACUGGUCUCGGGAUGUUGCCGAGCUCCAUGCCGAGAUGAGCUUCAGCGCCAACAAAAUCAACAUGCAGCAGCCAACGUGUCGAAUCCACGGCAAGGACACAGUGUGUGUGAAGACCAAAGUGUGCUUCAGAUACACAGUCAAGUCCGAAAAAGAGAAGAACCUGGCGACAUCGAUCCACUACACUCUGACUCUGGAUUCUCUGCGUGCCAUUGCGAGAGGAAGAUUCAACGAUACAGACGAGAGAAAAAUCCAGAAGAACGUCAACUUCAGUGACACGCUGUGCAUUGAACACUCCUUCUACAUGUCGGAAAAAUUAGAUUUCAGGGAUCCUCUGAUGGUGUCUCUGGACUUCGGGUUAGUGGAUGUAGACAAGGGUCCAGUGCUGGAUGGAACUCUACCAACAUCACUCAAUAAAACGCUGGCGUUAGUAGACUGUGGAAGUGAUGAGAAGUGUGUCGCUGAUUUAAAGCUCCAAGCUGCACCGAACAUCACCAGCAUUGUGAUUAAGGCCUACCAGGAGAAGUUCCAUGUCAGCAUUAACAUCAGGAACAGUGGAGAUAACGCAUACAACACCAAGGUCACACUCAGCACCACGGAAAACAUCAACUACGUCACAGUCGAGCCUAAAGAUAAAGACUGCGAGUUGAAUCACACCAAAGCCGUGUGUGCAGUUGGAUACCCGUUCCUCAAAUCCAACGCACAGGAAGACUUCAAGGUUCUCUUCGAGGUCAAUCCAUCUCACAUCCGCAAGGACAUCAUCAUCAACGUUACAGCCACCACUGAUAGUGAAGUGCUCAAUUCGAAUCUUCAGGACAACGUCGUGCACAUCUCCAUCCCUGUGAAAUACGAAGCCAGUCUGACCUUCACUGCUAAGAAGACCAUGAAGGAGGAUCGUAUCAUCUUGAAGGAGGGAGAAAAGGCACCGAGUGUCAUCAAUGACACCAGGCUGAUCGGAGAGGAGAUGAACAUCAGUUAUACAAUUGAAAGAGCUGCAGAGAAACAGAGUCCUCCUCUGAGCCUGACCGUCACGUUUCCGUACAAGACGCCGGCCGAUAACAUCCUUCUCUAUCUGACUCACCUCGCUCACUCAGCCAAUAUUAAUUGUACCAGUAGCCCACCUAGAGCCCAAAUUAACCCUCUGAAGAUCGGCCUCACGGGCUCGUACACACAGAAGGCUAAAGCUGAGACACUCAGUGACUAUCUGCUGAGCUGUAAAGAGACGGCCAACCCCUGCAUAUCGUUCAGCUGUGCUAUUCUUCCUGCCACAUUUAACCAGAUCAACGUCACCUUCAGAGUCUGGAAGCAGACGUUCAUCUAUGGCGAGUUUUCCAGUCUCUCCUUAACAGUUCAGGCUAAAUUGGAGAAUAAAGACAAGACUUUUUUCCAGUUAAGCCAAACUGACAAACACAGAGAGGUAAACGUACAGAUCCUAAAAGAGUCCCGAAGUGGAAUUCCUCUGUGGAUCAUUAUCCUCAGUAUCCUCAUAGGACUACUAAUACUGGCACUGGUUAUAUUUUGUCUCUGGAAGUUUGGAUUCUUUAAGAGAAAAUCAGUGGAAGACAUGAAGGAGGAUAUGAGAGAGAGUUAAAGGCUCCAGUUUUCAGGUCGGCAGACUUUCAAAGCCCUCAGGACAAAACACACACUCCCAGACCCACAGAGGCGCUACACAUUACACUUUACACUGAACGGACCAAAAGCGUCAUGUCACCGACAUCCUCACGGAGAUCUUGAAGAAACUGAAGAUCUAGAUUGUUUCAGAAACCAUGAAAGUCAGCAGUUGGACUUUUGGUUGUCGUCUUUUUCAUGUGUCGUGCCUUUCCAAACCCAGCACAUGAGCUCCACAUCUUUAUCUAAUUUAUCAUUAGAAUAACCUAGUAUGAGUUAUCGCUCCCAUUUGCCCAAUAUAAGCAGCAGAUCAGUCAAUCGAUAGAAGAAUCUGGAAUGAUUGACAGUCGUGUAGGUGUUUUAAACUGUACCGUACCGUUUAAAAGACACCCUUAUACAGAGUGUCUAAUAUUUUUUAUUUCAAUUUAUACAACUGAGAGUUAAGGGCCAUGCUCAGGGGCCCCACAGUUGCAGCUUGGUGAACCUAGGAUUAAAAUUCAUGCCCUUUUGUUCAGUAGGCCAACACCUUAAUCACUAGGCUACCACAUCCUACCUAGGUCACAUAACAAAUAUAAGAAGUCUACACAAAAUCACCACAGACAUUUUUAAACAAUUAAAAGUGGAGUGUGUGGUGUGUGUGUAUGUGAGAGAGAGAGAGAGAGAGAGAGAGAGAGAGAGAGAGAGAGAGAGAGAGAGAAAGUGGGUUGGUGAGUG
This is a messenger RNA of Tachysurus fulvidraco (yellow catfish), 4459 nucleotides long. It is a transcript of the gene itga1, whose product is annotated as integrin, alpha 1. Gene Ontology annotation, cellular component: external side of plasma membrane; integrin complex. Gene Ontology annotation, molecular function: integrin binding. The transcript has 30 exons. Bases 165 to 3728 code for a protein of 1187 amino acids. NCBI's taxonomy places the organism in Eukaryota, Metazoa, Chordata, Actinopteri, Siluriformes, Bagridae. Gene Ontology annotation, biological process: cell adhesion mediated by integrin; integrin-mediated signaling pathway; cell-cell adhesion. The record is from RefSeq and is a predicted model, not a curated record.